AUGACAUUGAAACUUUGGUUAGGCGUUCUUCUUGGAGUCGCUACGCUUGCUGGCAUCGCAGUCACCGUAGCCGUUUUAUUCGCCGUGUUAAAAUUAGCGGUUUUCCAAAGAAAAAGCCCUAUUUACGUUAUAUCAACUGCCAACAUGCUGUGCGAUUUGAUUCAGCUUCUGUUGGCAUUAUUCUACCUCGUGCCUUCGAUCAUAUCCGACAACUGGCUGCUCGAAGGAGGCCGGCAGAGCUUUGCAGUAGGAUUUCUCAGUUCAAUGUUCCUUUUCUGUUGGUAUUACAGUUCGAUUGCUCAGAUAUUGAUGGCUAUUAAUCGUGUGUUUCCCGGAGAAUCUAAUAUUUUCCUUGAAAAACGUCACAAUCUUCGUCAUCUCACUUUUUCCUGUGGCAAUAUUUAUGUCAUGGCUAUCCCAAUAUGCCAUACCUUGCUGCAGACCAGCACAUCUGAGAUGGUAAAAGCGAUAACAAAAUGGCACAAAAUAUUCACAUUCGAUCACGAAUUCCUCUACUCCUUAAUACGUCUCAUGUGGUGUGAUCCCACUAUACUAGAACACAUAUACGUGAACUUACCAUUGAACACAUUUUCGUCGGCGAUUUGCGCCAUCUGCUAUUCUUAUGUGAUUUUCUUUGUAUGGAAGAUGAAUCAUCUCUACAUAAAAGGAACGAUAGGGAGCGGAAGCCGGUUGAAGGAGUACAGAUAUGCGUUGCAAUUCUGUGCUAUCUCAGUAUUCUACCUAGCGGCAUGGGUGACGUUUCGACUAUUUCCUAUACUGAUAGGAACCGGCGGUGUCGAAUAUUUCAUCGUGAUUUCUCUGAGUGUGACCGUUAAUUCAUCUGCCAACGCCUUCGUUUACAUAACUUCUAAUCAGGAGGUUAAAUCAGUACUGUUUUCGACGAAUCUCAGCAUAGUACAUCAUGCAAGCAACCAUUCCCGGGGUAACGCUGAAGCCAUCCCAAGAUUUACACAAUUCCGUCGUCAAGACGUACAGGCGGCGUCUUAA
Molecule: messenger RNA, 1008 nt
Organism: Ostertagia ostertagi
Lineage: Eukaryota; Metazoa; Nematoda; Chromadorea; Rhabditida; Trichostrongylidae
Source: the annotation of a GenBank genome assembly